Molecule: messenger RNA, 11507 nt
Organism: Scophthalmus maximus (turbot)
Lineage: Eukaryota; Metazoa; Chordata; Actinopteri; Pleuronectiformes; Scophthalmidae
Gene: plxnb3
Product: plexin B3
Exons: 39
Coding region: 2286-7967 (1893 amino acids)
Biological process (GO): regulation of GTPase activity; semaphorin-plexin signaling pathway involved in axon guidance; negative regulation of cell adhesion
Cellular component (GO): semaphorin receptor complex
Molecular function (GO): protein binding; semaphorin receptor activity
Source: RefSeq, a predicted model, not a curated record
CAGACCUCAGGCUGUGUGUGUCUUUUCUCUUUGUGUCUUUGAUUGAUGUGUGUGUGCAGUGGUGCAUGUGACCGUGUGUGUGUGUGUGUGUGUGUGUGUGUGUGAUUAAUAUUACAUGAGGCUCCUGAUGAGAGGUGGACAAACUCCCAACUGAGCUGUAGCACACACACACACACACACAUAUGAAUGAAUGCAUGAAUGUAUUGUCACACACGUUUUACGAGCAGUGUGUUGUGUCACAGAUAAGAUGCUGUUGAUAACACACUCACACACUUUUCAUGCCGUCUUCACAUCACAUUAAACUCUCCAUGGUCGCUAUGACAACCGGAACACUUUAUGAUCCUCACCUGCUGUGACCUGUCAGCUGUGAACCAAAUCAGACAGGGACAGGGAUCAAACAGACUCACCUGAGCAGAAAAGUCAUGCAUAGACAGAGUCUCACACUGUGUUUUUCCAGCUGCAUCAAAUCUAACAAACCUGAUCAGUAUUGAUCCUGAGUGUAUCACACGUGUGUAUGUCUCGUGGAGUGCAGGGAGUCGCUGUCUGAUGGACCACGACAAAGAACGAGAGAACAGAAAGAAGAAGAGGUCAGGACGUUCUUCCUCAUCCUGCUGUCUGUGAAAACAUGCUGAAUAUUUAGCAGCUGUUUCCCAUCAUGCACUAGGCUCACAGUGGGAUAAUUCAACCACCCACUGCUGCAGCUGAUGGAGGAGAAUCAAAGAACCAAAGCAACUGUGGGACGACGGGAACGACCCACAGGAGCAGCCCACAGAAAUGAAGGCUAUGGUGCGACCGACAGGAAAGAAAUCACAGGAACGGUGUGGAACUGUGUCUGUUUAAACCUAAUCUGAAGGUUUGAUGAUGGCGCCCACCAGACGUUGUCUUCAUGCUUGCCCACUCUAUGCAUUAGUUCCCAGAGAAACCAGCUACAGAGGCUUGACCAGUCACAGACCUGAUCCAAGUCAGAACCACUCACACACAGAACCUCGGCACCAGAAGCACCAGCGACUCACAGUGGAGGAGACGUAACUGGACCCAGGUAGCCCUUUUCCAACAACAGGGAACUGGUUCUCUUCUGGGUUACUUGGACUUUGGAGGCAUCUGCGUUUCCACCAGUUUUCGGCAGAACAAUUGUUUCAUGGAAGCAUCAUCAAUGGAGGACACAGUGGAAGGGUGUACAACAGAAUUAAAAAGUAGUAGCGAAAUGGUGGGGUACACUGUUAUUACUGUUAUUUUUUCACCUUCAGAAAAUGAGUAUGGACCAACUUUUCACAAUAAGAAGAUGCAGAAGACUGUAAAGAGAGACCAAUGGUAUGAAAAAAAACAUAAAGAAAGCCUUGUAACGACAAGGACACACCCACCAAUGUUGUCACGGUUCGCACCGAAGAACCAGCUAUUUUUUGGUGCGAGCUCCAAAUCAACUGCUCAGGUUCUGAACCAGUUUUUAUGUGGUCGAAAUGCUCUUAACUGAGCCUGUUGGUGCAGCGUAGGUCAGUGUUGUGACCAUGGGCUCAGAAAACAACCAGCAAACAGGUCUGUUUUCAUCCAGUGACCAACAGGGAUUAAAUAAUUUGUCAGUGACCCGCUGUCCCUGACCUGAUGAUGGUCUGAUGACAUCACAACUUGUUCAUGAUUCAAUGACUCAACGGGUUUGAAUCGGUUUUUGUUGCCUUCAGUUUUCUCUUCAGUAACUGAAAAGCUGCUCUACUGGGUUGAGAUCAGGUGAUUGACUUGGCCACUGAAGAAUACACCAUUUUUUGCCUUGAGAAGACAGUGUCCAGAGGCAAAAUGACACUGUCCAAAUACUUAUGACCUGAUUGUACUAAUAGCAGUGAAAACGCGGGGCAGGUUAGACACCAGUAUAACAGUCUGUCAGUCUGAGCAUUCAUUUACAGCUUCGAUCUACCACUCUCUAACUUCACGCCUAAAACCUCAGAUUAAAUAUUAAUGAGUCUGACCCCGCCCACUGUAGUGUGAGGAAUAAACCGCGCCCCCUCUAUUCCCUCUGAGACUCUCUUUCUGUGUCUGAGUGUCUCUCGCCCGCUCGCUCUCUCAGAACAAUGUGUCGUUCACAAUAAUGGGAUUACAGCCAUCCAGCCGGCUGCUCGCUUGCCCUCCCUCCCUCUCUCUCUCUCUCUCUCUCCCUCUCUCCAUCUGUGUGUCAGUAGUCGUUCGACCCCUCUCCCUCGCCCAGUGUGCAGGUUCUUUCAGGGUUUUUUUGUGUCUUUUGGGGGGGAAUGAAAGAAAAACGGACUGUUUCCUGAAGGAAGUAAAGAGGAGCUGCCAUGUUGGCCUCCUCCAUCCCCCCAUCACUCAUCUUCCUCCUCUUCCUCCCCGCCCCUCCCACCCUCUCUGCUGAUGUCAUUGUGACAUCUGACCCCUUGACGCUGACGGUGAAUCUGGAUGGCGCUCCCCUCUCUCACCUGCUGCUGGACUCUGGGGCGGGGCGUCUGUAUGUGGGCGGGGUUGACCACCUGUACCAGUUGACGUCUGACCUGGAGAUGAUAUCACACGUCAGGACUGGCCCCCACUUGGACUCCCCAGACUGCCUCCCCCCGAUCGUACCCCAGGACUGCCCAUCGGCCACGCCCACUCACAAUCACAACAAACUGCUGCUGAUGGAGGGGGGGCAGGGUGUGGAGCCAGGGAGUCUUAUCGUCUGUGGUUCGCUGUAUCAGGGAAUCUGUGAGAAAAGGAGCCUGUCCAACAUCUCUCAGAUCAUCUAUCAGACGUCCAACCCCGUCGACACUCAGUACGUAGCUGCCAACGACCCCCGGGUUUCCACUGUCGCUGUGGUGAUAACCGUAGAGAACAAACAGGAAAUGAGUGGCAUGUUGCAUCUGAUGCUGGUUGGUCGAGGCUACACUAGUAAAGGUCCUGGUGACAUUCCACCAAUCACGACGCGACGUCUCUUCCCGGUGGUCCCACCUCCCUUCUCUCAGGAGGAGGAGCUGGGGAAACUCGUCGUAGGAAGUUACUCUGAGUACAACAACCACUUUGUAAAGGCCGUAACCCAUGGUGAACAUGUCUAUUUCCUCUUCUCAAGACGAGACAUGUGGCACAAGAAGGAGUACCGAACCUAUGCAUCGCGGCUCUGCGCCUCCGACCGCAGUUUCUAUUCGUACGUGGAGGUGCCACUGCUGUGCCACGGUGGGUACAACCUGGCUCAGGCGGCGUGGUUAGGAAACCACUCAGGUGAACCCGCCCUGUUUGUCGUCAUGGCAGUGGGACAGGCGUCCACGCCUGUAGCAACGGGACAAUCUGCACUGUGUGUUUAUGGAAUGGCAAAGCUGGACGCCAUGCUGCGACAAGCACAAGAAGUGUGUUACACGGAGGGAGGACGAGGCAGCAGCGGCCAGGAAGAAGCCUACAUAGAGUACGCCGUGUCAUCAAAAUGUCUCAAACUGCCAAAGGUCUCUCUCUUGGAGUACCCCUGUGGAGGGGAACACACCCCUAACCCCAUCGCCAGUGCUGUGCCACUUCCAGCCACGCCAACCUUCUCCUCCUCUACCCUGCUGACCGCCGUCACCACAGCAACAGAGGCGGGACACACCAUCGCUUUCCUAGGAGACAGAGAAGGAAAACUGCACAAGGUGUUGGUGCGCUCUGAUUGGUCAGGUGAUCUGUACGACAGUGUGGUGGUGGACAGCGGCAACGCCGUUGCUUCUGACAUCCUAUUGGAUGACAGGCAGCAGCACAUUUACGUUCUGACCAGCGGCAGGCUGUCCAAGGUUCCUGUAUCCUCAUGUGAGAAACAGUCAGACUGUCAAUCUUGUCUUACUCUCAGAGACCCACACUGUGGGUGGUGUGUCCUGGAGGGAAGAUGUUGCCGUAAACAUCAAUGUCAGCGCCACCUGCAGUCCAACCAUUGGCUGUGGAGCUUUGAAUCAACCAAACAGUGUGUGACAGUACAAACUCUGCAGCCAGCCAAUCAGAGCAAAGACGAGCAGACACAGGUAACGCUGUCAGUCAUCCAGCUUCCCAACCUCACUAAGGCUGAGUCUCUGUUCUGCGUCUUCGGGCUCCUCCAACCUCAGCCUGCCAUCAUCAUGGGAACCAGCAUCACCUGUCAGACACCUGCACCAGAGCUCCUCCCUGACAUGCCGGCAGGAAGUGAUCACAUGGUCCUGCCUGUGUCACUGAAGUUUGGUCAUGUGACGAUCACCACAGGUCACCUGACCUUCUACGACUGUGGAGCAGUGAGCCGCCUGAAUCAAAGCUCCCAGUGCCUGUCCUGUGUCUCCAGUGUGUGGAAGUGUAACUGGUGUCCUCUGGAUCAAGUCUGCACUCACAACCACAGCUGUCCCAACAAACACAUCAUCCUCAAUCAGAGAAACUCUCCUGGUCCGUCUUUGUGUCCUCUGGUCUUCUCUAUGCAGAGUUCUGCCUUAGUGCCAAUGGGCCUGAGCAGCAGUGUGGUUCUACAGGGACGGAACCUGGACGUCUUCACGGACGAUGCUCCGUAUGUUUGUGUCGUGGAAAUAAACGGACUUAGGGUGAACCUGACAGCUACUGAAGAGAGGACGCACAACAACACACACACCUUCACCUGCAGCCCACAUGAGUUUCAGUAUACAGUCAGUCAGCUCCAGUUUUCUGCUCCGGUUUAUCUGCGGAGAGGAGAGAGACGCAUCGACUCAGCUGGUCUCCACCUCCAGUUGUACGACUGCUCUGCUGGCCAAUCAGAUUGCUCGCAGUGCAGGGCGGUACCUGACGAGUACGGCUGUGUGUGGUGUCCAGGAAGCCCAUCCCCCAGCUGUGUUUACAACCAAUCGUGUAGCACCACACCUGCAGACACCUGCCCGCCUCCUCAGAUCACACAGGUGUUACCUGUCUCUGGUCCCCUGGAGGGUGGAGUCUUGGUGACGAUCACAGGUUCAAAUCUGGGGAUGAGGUACCAGGAUGUGGUGGGUGGAGUCACAGUGGCAGGUGUUCAGUGUCUGCCGAGACGUGAUGGAUACGAGAUCUCCACCAGGGUUGUGUGUGAGUUGCAGCCCAGUGGGAAGCAGAGGAAAGGGAGUGUCCUGGUUACCGUGGGAACAACCUCACCUGGAAGGUCGACACAGAUCUUCACCUAUCAGGACCCUCGGCUCAUUGAUCUGGUUCCUGAUAAAGGUCCAAUCUCUGGAGGAACCAGGCUGACCAUCAGAGGACAGCAGCUGCUGACCGGACAGAUGUCCGACCUAAGCGCCUUCUUGGGGCCACAGCCGUGCUACAUUGUAGCAGAGGUCAAAGACACCCAGUUGGUGUGUCAGACCGGUUCCAGUCCUCAGACGGGUGGCGUUACAGUUCAGGUGUUCUUUGGUAAAGCGGAGCGGACCGUUCCAAACGUCACCUUCCGUUACCUUGAUGACCCUGUUAUCACCGAUGCCAAACCUUCUGAGAGCUUCUUCGCAGGGGGGCGUAUCAUCGUUGUGACGGGCAGGAACCUUGAUGUUGUGCAGCAGCCAGUCAUAUCAGUGUGGGUGGAGCCUUUGGACGUCCAGAGGGUGAAACGGAGAAGACGAUUGACUGUCCUCUCUGCCAGGCAGCAGCUGGUCUUCAACAGCACCAUGACAACGGUGUCGGAGCGCUGUUCGAUCGUCUCAUCCUCUCAGAUGACCUGUCCAACCCCCACCGUGACCCCAGAGGUCAAAGUCAAAGGCGUCUGGUUUCAGCUGGACAACGUCCGAGUCCACUACGAGAGCAUCAAGGGUAGAAGCUUCACGUAUUAUCCAAACCCGGAGCUGUUCCCUCUGAAUCGAGAAUUUCCUGAAUCUCCGCAUCGUUUCAAACCAGGAGGGGUGAUCGCUGUGGAGGGACUGGACCUGACCAGAGCCAUGUCCAGACAGGAAGUGAGGGCUCGGCUUGGAGAUCAGGAGUGUGACGUGAAAACCCUUGACAACACUCACCUGUACUGUGAACCUCCAGAGAUCCAACCAAUGAGUGUUGAUGACGGAAACGAGCUGCCUGCCCUACAGGUGUUUAUGGGGAACCUGCAGGUGGACCUGGGAUUGGUUCAGUACGACAGUGACUCUCUGCUGUCUCCCGUCCCAUUGGCUGCUCAGAUCAGUUUGGCAGCAGGAGCAGCUGUCAUCAUCCUGUCAGUGCUGGUUGUCAUCCUCAUGUACAGGAGGAAGAGUAAACAGGCGCUCAGAGAUUAUAAAAAGGUUUUACUGCAACUGGAAACUCUGGAGAUCAAUGUUGGCGAUCAAUGUCGGAAAGAGUUCACAGACCUGAUGACGGAGAUGAUGGACUUGAGCAGUGAUGUUGGAGGACCAGGACUCCCCCUGCUUGACUACAGGACAUAUGCAGAGAGAGUCUUCUUCCCCGGCCAGCAGACAGCGCUGUUGAGUCGACAGCUGGACCUGCCGGAGUCCCGAAGGCCGACGGUGGAACAGGGCCUCCAGCAGCUCAACAACCUGCUCAACAACAGACUCUUCCUCAGCAGGUUUAUCCACACUCUGGAGGCCCAGCAGGGUUUCUCUCAGAGAGACCGCGGUUACGUUGCGAGUCUGCUCACCAUCGCCCUUCAUGAUAAACUGGAGUACUUCACCGAGGUCAUGAAGAACCUGCUGCAGGACCUGGUCCAGCAGUACGUCGCCAAGAACCCCAAACUCAUGCUACGCCGGACAGAGACAGUCGUAGAGAAGAUGUUGACCAACUGGAUGUCGAUCUGCCUCUACUCCUUCCUCAAGGAGGUUGCAGGGGAGCCUCUCUACAUGCUCUACAGAGCCAUUAAGUACCAGGUGGACAAAGGGCCGGUGGACGCUGUGACAGGAAAGGCCAAACGAACGCUAAAUGACAGUCACCUGCUGCGAGAGGACAUAGAUUUCUGCACCAUGACUCUGACGGUCUUGGUGAAGAAUGGUGUUGAGGUUCAGCCGUGUCCCGUUAAAGUCCUCGACACCGACACCAUCACACAGGUGAAGGAUAAGAUCAUGGAUCAGGUAUACAGGGGAGCUCCAUUCUCUCAGAGACCAGCAGCCGACAGUCUUGACCUGGAGUGGCGUUCCGGUCAGGCGGGUCACCUGACCCUGUCGGAUGAUGAUGUCACUGCAGUGGUUCAGGGUCGCUGGAAACGAAUUAACACUCUGCAGCACUACAAGGUUCCUGAUGGAGCGACUGUCGCUCUGAUUCCUCGUUCUCAGAGUGGAGUUGGAGUCAACCAGGUCUUCCAGACUGGAGAGAAAACACCGAUGCUCGAGGGCGAGGAGGAGGAAGGUCUCCGUCUGUGGCACCUGGUGAAGAGCAGUGAAGAUCCUGAAAUUCCAAAACACCGAAAGAGCAGCAUGAGGGAGAGAGAACGAGCCAAGGCCAUACCUGAGAUUUACCUGACCAGACUGCUGUCCAUGAAGGGGACAUUGCAGAAGUUUGUGGAUGAUGUCUUUGUGGCGAUUCUCAGCACCAAGCGUCCUCCUCCAAUUGCUGUCAGAUUUUUCUUUGACUUCCUUGAUGACAUGGCCGAGAAACAUGGCAUUGACGACCCUGAGACCGUCCACAUCUGGAAGACAAACAGUCUCCCUCUCAGGUUCUGGGUGAACAUCCUGAAGAACCCUCAGUUUGUUUUGGACGUUCAGGUGACAGACAGCAUCGAUGCCAUCCUGUCCGUCAUUGCUCAGACCUUUAUCGACUCCUGCACCACCUCCGAGCACAAAGUGGGGCGGGACUCUCCUGUCAACAAGCUGCUGUAUGCCAGAGAGAUACCCCGAUACAAGCAGCUGGUCGAGAGGUAUUACAGUGAUAUCCACAGUGCUGCGUCAGGUUGUUAUCAGGAGAUGAAUUCUACUCUAACUGAACUGUCGGGGAGUUUUGCUUCAGAGAUGAACAGUCUUGUUGCACUUCAUGAACUCUACAAGUACAUCAACAAAUAUUACGACCAGAUCAUCAUGUCUCUGGAGGAGGACAGUUCAGGGCAGAAGAUGCAGUUGGCCUAUCGGCUGCAACAGGUUGCCGCCCUGGUGGAGAACAAGGUCACCGACCUCUGAUGACCUCUGAACCCUGGAGACAGUUAGAGCCCCAGUGAGAAGGAGGAUGAAGACAAAUCUUCUUCAGCAGCUCUAACCAAUCACUAGACGCCUUUCAACAUCGUGUCUUCCUGCUGUGUGUGCGUGUGCGUGUGAGUGUGUGUUUGUGUGUGUGUUUGUGUGGCGUGUGUGCGUGCGUGUGUGUGUGUGCGCGUGUGUCACUCUCAGGAGAUCUCGUCACUCUGCAGCAGCAGUAACGUCCUGUUUAUUAAACACUGAAUCUAACCUAAACCAAACCUAAACCAACCGGACACGCCCGUCUGUGAUGUAAAACGACAAUCUAACCAAUCCGAUCAGGGAACACCAUCUUCUGCUGCCUUGCACUAUAUUUCCUAGAGUUCCCUGCUGUGCUGUUCUGCUGCCUGCAAAGAGUCAAAAAGCACAAUUGUAACAGUUUUGUAUUGAUUAUUGAUCAACUGAUGUUUUUUAUUGAAAGUAUAAAGUUCAGGGACGUUCAUUGACACAAACGGAAUCAGUGAAUUUUCACAUUGUUUCAGUCUGAAUCCACUUUCUCAUCGUUUCCUUGUCGCUGAAUCUGACUCACCUGAAGCGGCUCAGGUAACCUGACCAUGCCCACUGUGGUCUUCCGCACUUCUGGGUCUGGCCCAGAUUGACUGUCCAGGGUUCUCAGGUUCAUUUGUCGUCAUCAGCGUGCAGCAGAUGAGAUCAUAGCUCAGUGAUGCUUGUUGCUAUGGAGACGAAAGUGCAAAUUAUAUCGGUGAUGAAGGUUUUUUUUACAAAGGUCAAGUAACAGGUUCAGACAAAUGACACGUCAGAUGGUGUUUGACUUUGACAUGCGUCUGCUCCAUCUCUAACAAUCCAGAGCAGACCGAGGAGUCUUGUCCUCGGUCCGAAGUGGAUCAGGUCUGAUAGCCAGUCCUCGAGUCCCUCUUCAUCAGGUCUUAUGUUGGGUCCUGUUCUUCUUCUUUCGGACACAUUUGGUUUGAUGCUCCUUCUGGUCUCUUGUAGACCAGAUCAGGUUGAGUCACUUUGUGGAUGAGAUUGUUCCUGGUCUAAUCUGGAUUGGAUUAGUAAUGUCCUGUCAUUGGUCAGUUUAAUAGACACACUGACAAAUGAUAACUGUUUGUCCAUUCAGCAUCUACUUUCCAGGAUGAUGUCAGCAAUGACACGUUACAGCUGGGUGUUUUGUUUUUUAACCCUGAUGGUGAGCUGACAGCUGUACAGUCAGGAGCCACACCCUGAAGGAAAUGUUAGCCUCUUGUUUUAUAAAUGAAUUGCUUUCAUGGGAUAUUUUUGUAUUUCUGAGUUGUUUUUUGUAUUUAUGAAUCAAAUUGUCUCAUGGGCCGCACGUGUCCCUCAACCCUGACUCAGGUCCAUUCAGGUUUGGAUCCAGUUGUUUGUUGUUCCAGUCAGGCCUGUGUCCUGGUCUCUGGUCCCGACGGGUCUGGUGGUCCACCUUUAGGUCUGUCUGAAGAGAAUCCACUGAUCGCAGCCGUUUCUCAGUUUCAAUAUAAUUAUUUUUUAUGGUUUCCUCUGUUAAAAUAAAACCUGACUGCACAGGUGAGAUCUACCGGAGCCACUAGAUCAGCAGGUGUUUGCUCACCAUAGUUUACCUCGCUGCUGUUUUUGUACAGAAAAUGAAAAAUAAGUUUGCGUUGAAAAGCUGAAGAAAAGAAGGACGAGCAGAAACUAGAAUCAGACUGAAACUUAAACAUUAAAGUCGAACCUGCUGAAAGAACAAAGAUAGAUAAAUAUGAUUUAAAAAAAUCUGAAGUCUGGGGGUUUAUAGUGUGUGUGUGUGUGCGUGUGCGCGUGUGUGUGUGUUAGCAAGUCACUAACUUAUUGUGUGUACAUAUUUUCAGUCCUAUUUAUACCUAUUUAUCCCAGCUGUGCCUUCACUCUUGCAGCUAGGAGGCACUGUCUGUCUGUCUGUUCUGACAGCAGCCUACAUGAUCAUAUAUCCCAGUUCAUAUUAUGUUUUACUUUUAUUGAACGAGAGAUGGAAACCAACAAACCCCUGAUCAUCAUGUACCAACACCCCACAAGUCUAACACUGGAUGUAAUGCACAGCCAGUAUAACAUUACAUUAUAUUACAGAACAGCCAGUAUAACAUUACAUUGUAUUACAGAACAGCCAGUAUAACAUUACAUUGUAUUACAGAACAGCCAGUAUAACAUGUUAGACUGAGAAAAGCUCCACUUACUCGACUGAAAUUAUUGUCAGCUCCUGAUGCUGACGUCAUCAAUGACCCGUCAAGUUACAAAAACAUGUAUUAGAAGUCUAUGUACUGGUUGUUUGAGGUCUUUGUAUGAAGAAUGUGCUAGCUGCUAAUAGCUACAAAUGCUUUGACGCGAUUGUGUAUCAUCUGUAAACGCAGAUGGCUCCAGACCGCCUGUGUGUUGUCAGAUUUGCUGGCCUUUUGACAGUAACUGUUUGAAACUGCAGUAAACAUCAAUAGUAACAAACACGAACAGAUAUUAAAACAGCGCACUUGUUUUUGUGGAACCUGUGCGUGUAGCAGCUUUGUGACGUUGCUGUUGUCCUCUAGCUGAUGCUGAACAGUUGUGUACUUCCAUUGUUCUGUCAGUAUGGACACAUACAUGCUUAUAUUUUUAGCUUUGAUCUCAAUCAGCUCAACUGUCGUCCUGGCUGAAGCCUGACGACAUUAGCAGCAAUAACAAACUGUGUCUUCAUGGUAACAAAUCAUUUAACAGCGAUGUGUUUUCUGUGUGGAUUUAGUGGGCGGGGUCUGUACAGUGGAGCUGAACCCUUCCUGGAGUGUGUUUGGGUGUAAAUGGGCUCGAGCCGAGACUGAACCCACCAGGCAAUAAGUAAAUGGACGGACUGACUGUCAGUGGUCGUCUGUGCUGCUGGACUGAAGCACAGACCUGAAACAGCUCUUGUUUUAUAUGAGAUGUUUGAAACUCAAUGUUUUCUUCCUGCUGACUGACAGCAGCUUCUAUAUAUUUCUUCAUAUGAUUAUUGCUGUUCUCCUCUGUGUUUUUGCCUUGUGUGUUUUUUGAGCCUGUGUUUGACCCGUAGUUGUAGUUCUCUGAUCAGAUUGGAAAUUUGCAUGCACGUAAUGAUGAUGAUGAUUUCUGGUGCUUCUUCGAGCUAGAUUUUUGUUUUGUUUUUAAAUAAAGAUGAAAGGCGGGGCUUAAAGUCUCCGGCGUUACUGACGACGUAUAUCAAUGGACGUCAAAGGUCACAGUUUGACCUUUGUCCUCCUGAUCUCUGUACAGUUUUCUAAUAUUCUGGACAUGAUGAAACAGGUCCUCAGCUCUGAUUGGUUGGGCUGUGUUUUUUGCUGAGUGUUUUUUUUUUUACAAGGGAAAGAAAACUAUAAAGUGUUUGUACGAAACAAAUCCUGGAUGAGUUGUACUGAAGCACAGACUGCUUUUCUACUGACUGUGUACAGUUUGCUAACAGUGUGUAAAUGUGCCUGUAAAUACCUGAGGACGACGAUGAUCAUUGUUUUUAUUGUGACGAGGCAAACACAGUUUGUAUCAUGUAAAAAUAAAGUUAUAAUUUUAACAGUU